This is a messenger RNA of Penicillium cataractarum, 627 nucleotides long. RefSeq names its product aminoacyl-tRNA hydrolase PTH2. Gene Ontology annotation, cellular component: mitochondrion; cytosol. The coding region runs from base 1 to 627 and encodes 208 amino acids. Gene Ontology annotation, molecular function: peptidyl-tRNA hydrolase activity. The record is from RefSeq and is a predicted model, not a curated record. The transcript has 2 exons. Lineage: Eukaryota; Fungi; Ascomycota; Eurotiomycetes; Eurotiales; Aspergillaceae.
AUGGCGGCUCCACUAGAUCGCACGUCCCCAACGACAGCUGCCUGCGUGAUCGCCACGGCCAUUGUUGCCGGCGUCACAGGAUACUUCAUCGGGCAAGGCGCCUCGCUGGGCCUUUUCAGAGAGAAACAGGGCUGGCCCAACGGCUACGAUGUGAAGGUCCACAAGGACUCCUCCGACGAGGAAUUUGAGGGAGAAGACUCCGAGGACGAGGAGAGCGACGAGGAGGACGAAGGCAACGGUGAAGAACUGGCGUCCUUCAAGGAGAACGAGGAGGAAGUCAAGCUUGUGCUGGUCGUGCGGACAGAUCUGGGCAUGACCAAGGGUAAAAUCGCCGCCCAAGCUUCCCAUGCUACCCUCGCCUGCUACAAAUACUUCAUCACCCACCAACCCGAUUCCCCCAUCCUGCGCCGCUGGGAGCGUGGCGGUCAGGCCAAGAUCGCGCUGCAGAUCAAGUCGGAGGAUGAGCUGCUGUUGCUCCAGGCGCAGGCGAUGAGCCUCGGGCUCUGCGCGCGCGUUAUUCAGGAUGCUGGGCGCACGCAGAUUGCCAGUGGUAGUCGCACUGUGCUGGGUGUUUUGGGACCUAAGAGCGUUGUUGAUGGGGUGACGGGACACUUGAAGUUGUUGUAA